AUGGUGAGGUUCUCCUCAGGUUCUCCUCAGGUUCUCCCCAGGUUCUCCCCAGGUUCGGAGCUUGGUCCUACAGGGGAGGGACAGGAGGUUUGGAGCGUGGUGACGGAGCAGAUCUGUGAAGGAGGAGGGGGCCAGCGAAGGAGCCGCCCCACAGACCCGCUCCACGCACAGUCUGAUCGCCGUGGUAACAGUCACACGUGCUUUUGUUUCAGGGAGCAGCCGAUCUUCAGCGCCCGGGCUCACGUGUUCCAGAUCGACCCCAGCACCAAGAGAAAAUGGCUGCCAGCGAGCAAACACGCCGUCACCGUGUCCUUCUUCUACGACAACAGCAGGAACGUGUACCGCAUCAUCAGCGUGGGCGGGACCAAGGCGAUCAUCAACAGCACCAUCACUCCAAACAUGAGCUUCACAAAGACGUCGCAGAAGUUUGGGCAGUGGGCCGACAGCCGAGCCAACACCGUGUACGGACUGGGCUUCUCCACCGAGCAGCAGCUGCAGCAGUUCGCAGAGCAGUUCCGAGAGCUGAAAGAAGCGGCUCGUUUGGCUCGAGAAAAGUCCCAGGAGAGAUAUGAACUGUCCAACCCCGCGCUCUGUCUCGCCGCCCCACAGGCUUUGUCCGAGGACCGUCAGUCUCCGCCCCUCCUCAAAGUGAACGGACCCGAGGAGAAACUGUUCAGGAGCAAGAGCGCCGAGGUGGAGCUGACCACAGAGAAGGAGAGGGUCAAGAAGAUGCCCUCAGAGGGGUCCAUGUGCGAGCUGAACCUGGAGGCGGAGCUCUUCACGCUGCAGGACAGUAACGCCAAACUGGUGGAGGCGCUGCACGAGGCCAACUCCAGUGUGGAGCAGUGGAAGAGACAACUGCAGGAGUACCAAGAGGAGACCGACCGCCUACGGCACCAGGUGUCAGAGUUGGAGACGCAGUUGGGACGUCCUCCUCAGUCUGGGGCAGAAGAUCUGAGCCGCUCCCUGGAGGAACUGGAGGCUCUGCUCAGCGCCAAGAACCAGGAGAUUCACAGUCUCCAGAGUAAAAAGAACGACGUGAGUGAACUGGAGAAAGAGAGAGAGGAGGCCAUGAGCAGACUACAGGAGGUGGAGCGGCAGAACUCUGAGCUGGAGACCCGGGUGGAGGAGGCGGAGCGGACCCUGAGCUCCAGCCGAGAAGAACAAGCCCAGAGCCACCGGGAGCUGAGGAGGAUCCUGUCCGUGCUCGACCUCAAACUGUGCGACCUGAGCCAGCUGAGGGAGAGCCUGGCCCAGCUCAUCGGCAAAUAACUACUACGAUACCACCAGUACUACCACUACUACCAACAGUACUACCACUACUACCAACAGUACUACCACUACUACCAACAGUACUACCACUACUACCAACAGUACUACCACUAUGACGACUACCACUACAUCUGCGUCCACUACCAGCACCAGUAUUUCUCCCGGAUUUAUAUUUUUAGAGUAAAUAUUUCCCUCUACUAAUCAAAAAAGGACUGAUUUAAAGACGAAGUAAAGUUCAGACUCUACGUUUAUGAUAAUACUGCAAAAAGUAUCAUUUUUAAUACAAAUUUACUUAAUACUUUAAGACUACGGGGGUAAAAAAUAGCCAUAGUCUCUGCUAUUUAUGGGAAAUAAUUAGUACUACUACUGCUACUAUUACUCCUACUUCUACUACCACUGCUGCUGCACGGGGGCGUCUGAGCAGGUCGUCAGGCGUGUUGACCUUUGACCCGGUUUAUGGUUAAUGUCUCUGUAAUCGCUCGUGAAACAAAAACGUAGCGUCGUCUCUGUCGGUUUAAACGUAGGUGAAAUUAUUUUUCUUCGUAAUAUCUCGAGAAAGCGGAGCCAUUUUCCAGCCCCAAAGACGUGAGGUUUUCGUCAGCGGAAAGUCGUAAGUUUAAUAACGACGAGUUUGUGGAGCGAAAAACCCAAACUAAUAAUGAGAAGUUCAACGUUUGUGGAGCAGAAGUUUGGAGAUUUCUUUCAAAACGUGAAUAUAUAGUUAUAUCGACUUAUAUCGGCCCCUUUUUUUUAACUAUUGGCCAUUUAAUCUAAGAAAAGAUAAGAUAAAAUAAGUCUUUAUUAGUCCCACAGUACCAAAGUUAAACUGAAAUGUUCUAGUCUUUUUGUCCAGCCUCUUCAAAUCUGACUUUACUCAUUUGAACAAACAGCCACAGCUCCCUCUAGUGUCCACUUCUGUGCACAGCAGUUGUUCUUUUAUUAUGUGAAAUUGUGUCGUGUAGCAGUGGUUUCCGAGCACCGUGACUGGACUUAACGACGGACUUUUGACCUCCGAUGAACUUUACAAAAUAAAGAGGAAUUGGGGUUGUUUCCAUAGCGAUUGACAACAAAAUAUACCACUUUUUCAAUGGUAAAAAGUCCUCAAAAUGGCACCGAUACCAAGAACCUGUGAGUAGCAGUGGAUUCUGGACUUAAGGACUGGACUUUUCGAUCUACUAUGAACUGGUUUACAGAAUUAUAAGAAAUUAGGGCUGUUUCCAUGGCGACUGAUAAUUCAAAGCAAAAUGUAUCAUGUUUUGAAUGAUAAAAAGUCCUUAAAAUGGCGCCUAAAACAGAAACCUGUGGAGUAGCAGUGGAUUUCGAGGACGGUAACUGGACUUAAGGACUGGACUUUUCGAUCUACUAUGAACUGGUUUACAGAAUUAUGAAAAAUUGGGGUUGUUUUCAUAUCGAUUGACAACAAAAUAUACUACUUUUUAAAUGGUAAAAAGUCCUCAAAAUGGCGCCUAUAACAGGAACCUGUGAGAAGCAGUGGAUUUCGAGGACCGUAACUGGACUUUAGGACUGGACUUUUCGAUCUUCGAUGAACUGGUUUACAGAAUUAUGGGGAAUUGAGGUUUGUUUCCAGAGCAAUUGACAGCAAAAGUCCUCAAAAUGGCGCCUAUAAAAAGAAGCUUUAACAGUGGAUUCUGCGGACUGGAACUGGACUUCAGGACUGGACUUUUUUGAUUUUCGAUGAACUGGUUUACAAGGUGAAGAGAAAAUGGGAUUAUUUCCGUAGAGACAGCUCAAAACGACAUCUCUUUAUUUUUUACGAUCGGUCAGAAGUCCUCAAAAUGGCGUCUGUAACAGGAAGUCGAAACCGAUGUGUAGCUGUGGAUUCCGAGGACUGCAACUGGACUUAAGGACCGGACUGGAUCAAUGGACCGGCUUCGAACCAGCAACUACCGCAUCAGCAAAAACCAGAGGCCGGACGUGACUGGUUCUGCGUCUGUUCUUUUCUUCUCUUAAUAUCGUUCGUUUAAUAAUGUCCAGGGAAUACUCAAGCCAGGACAUGAACCAGCCACAGCCAGCAGGGGGCGCUACGCCGGCCUCUCUGACAGCCCUUUAGACGCAUCGAGUAAACGUGUGUCAUUUUGUGAAAUCUAAGACGAUAAAUGUCUGACAGUGUCUCAAGACGUUGGUUCAGAAGUUUUACAUUUGGUUUUUGAAGUUAAAGGUGCAUUACGUAACUUUUCUGGUGGUUUGUCUCUAUGGAGUUAUUACUGCUCCGUGGAAACAAGCAGGCGACGCUACCCAGCCAAGUUACGGGUCAGAUCUGUGCAGAGGCGACACGGCGGAACGAAUACAGGUUUUUCGAGGUAUUUUUGAGCAAUAAGACACAUCUGUAGUGAUCCAAAUGCAAGAGAGAUGUAUUUAAUGCCAUACUUUGGAGCUUUCCAGGCAAAGCAAUAACAUCUCCAUGGGGUUAGGUGUGAUGUCACUUCCGGAUUCAUCAGCUGACACAGAUUUUUUUAGCGAUGUUUAAAGCUAACAAGGUCAUAAGCCUGGAUUUAUGGUUGGAACUGUGACGGAAAGUGUACGAGGGAGGAUGAGGUAAGAAGCUAGGCUAGGCUAGGCUAGGCUAACGCUAGCGGUGACACUGGUAAUCCUGUUCUGAUUAUUUUGUACUUACUUGAUACAGUUUGCGGUUAAACGUACGAUUUUGAAACAUAAACUCAAAGCCAGAAAUCAGUCGUGAAGUUUCUGGUUGAACGUCACUGAACUGCCCCAUAGAGACGAGCGGGUGGUGCACCCUCCGCCAGAAAAGUUCCAUAAUGUCCCUUUAGAUCGGUGUAACACUUUCUGGGAGUUGAACUUGAGACCCUGUGGCAGUGAGGGUCCAGCCCGACCUGAACCUGCCUCUUGAAGCUGCUGCUCCUUCAGA
Periophthalmus magnuspinnatus is the source of this 4159-nucleotide messenger RNA. RefSeq names its product homer protein homolog 3-like. Bases 1 to 1272 code for a protein of 423 amino acids. The record is from RefSeq and is a predicted model, not a curated record. The transcript is spliced from 10 exons. Gene Ontology annotation, molecular function: G protein-coupled glutamate receptor binding. Gene Ontology annotation, biological process: G protein-coupled glutamate receptor signaling pathway; regulation of store-operated calcium entry. Gene Ontology annotation, cellular component: plasma membrane; postsynaptic density; dendrite. NCBI's taxonomy places the organism in Eukaryota, Metazoa, Chordata, Actinopteri, Gobiiformes, Gobiidae.